This is a messenger RNA of Eimeria maxima, 6780 nucleotides long. RefSeq lists its product as hypothetical. Gene Ontology annotation, cellular component: nucleus. NCBI's taxonomy places the organism in Eukaryota, Apicomplexa, Conoidasida, Eucoccidiorida, Eimeriidae. Gene Ontology annotation, molecular function: protein serine/threonine kinase activity. Bases 1 to 6780 code for a protein of 2259 amino acids. Gene Ontology annotation, biological process: intracellular signal transduction; positive regulation of apoptotic process. The transcript has 3 exons. The record is from RefSeq and is a predicted model, not a curated record.
AUGGCUUCGAGAGAGACUGCGGUAUCUGUGCCGCCCUCUGAGGGAACCGCUGAAAUCCCCUCCCCCAAAGAGGAACGAAUUCCUUCAGGGGCCCCAGAUGGGGACCCUGAGGGGGCCCCUCUGGACCCCCCCGAAGGUCUGCCUCUUAAGGCGAGGAAGAAGCGGGAGCAUCGAGCAGCACAUGAUGCAACACCGCAGCGGCAGCGGGUCCCCCCUCUUUCGCGACGUCGGACCCGCAGUUCAGCUGCAAUUGAAGCGGCCCCUCAUGAGAUUGUUGGAGAGGCCCCCUCUCCCCCCUUAGCUGAGAACAGUCCUGUUUGGGGGCUUCUUGACGGGGGGCAUUCUCCGCUAAACCUUACAUCUUUGCGUUGGAGCAGUCCCCCGUCGCCGGCAUCUCCAUCUGUUGUUGCCGCAACGAAAACAGUCCAACAAUCAACAACAGAGGCCGCACCAAUGCAGCAGAAACAGCAACAGCAACAACAGCAGCAGCAACGGCAGCAACAGCAACAGCACCAGGAGGAGGAUAUGGAGUACCAGCAGCAGCAUCAGCAGCAGCAGGAACAGUGGCGGCCCUUCCCCUACGAAUUGCCUGACGGAGGAACCCCAGACAUAGGGACUCCUACUGCCCCUGAAGCCCGCCCGAGGCGGCCCCAAGAGGCCCGAAGAGGGACGGUGGAGACUGGGGUCCUCCCUUCUUCUGGAGACGCAAAUGCUCUGGCCAAAUGCUGCAGCAGCAACGUGGCAGUGAGCAAAGCACCAGAAAAAUGCAGAAAAACGAACAGAGAACAAAAGGAAAGUAAAAUACAGGUCAAAAGGGGGCAAAAGAACAACAGCAACAACAGCAGCAGUAACAAACAAAGCCGCUCACAAACAAAUAUUCAUAAACAGCGCAAUCACCUGGACAGACACAUGCAGCAGCAGCAACAACAGCAGCAAAAGCAGACUGAGACAGAAGAUGGGAAGAGAAUAUCUGCGGCAACUGCAGGAAGGGAGGACUCUACAGGGGUAGCCUCAUCAGUAGGGGCCCCAGCAGCAGCAACAAUUUCCGCCUCCCAUGCUCUACCUGCUGCUGCUUCUGCUGCUAAAGGAGGUGCAGCAGGAGCAAAGCCAGGAGCAGAGGCUCGCGGAAGGGAGGACUCCGCCCUUUGUCCAAUUGUAGCAACAGCACCAACAGCAACAGCAACGGAAGCAGAAGCGGCAGCUGCAGACGCACCAGCAAGAACAGCAGGAACAGCAUCAGGAGACGCAAAAGCAGCAAAGGAAGCACCAGCAGCUAUUUCAAAGGCACCAGCAGCCGGGCCCGAAACAGCUGGUGGUGGUGGUCCAGCAGCAACAGCACAAGCACCAGCUGGUACAGCAGCAGCUGCUGCUACAAGCCAUCAGAAGGCUGUCAACAAAAAAGGUUUAAUUGCUGCUCUCAGGGCGGCAUUUCCUCAUUGCCCCUUCGCGUCCCUCACCUCUCCUCAACCAGCUGAUGCUGCUCCCCUUGCUCUUGCUGCUCCUACUGCUGCAGUUUGUGAUAUCACGCAUGCCUCUACGCCGUCUGUUGCGCCUGCUGACACAGGAAAGGAAGUGCUUAAAGAGGAAGCUACCGGCACUGUUGCUGCUGAUGCUGCUGCAGAAGCUCCUUGUGCUCCUGAUGCUGCCCCUGCUGCUGCUGCUGCUCCUGCUGCUGCUGCUGCUCCUGCUCCUGCUCCUGCACCUGCUGCUCCUGCUGCUGUUCCUGCUCCUGCUGCAGUAACAGAUACUGUCGCUUCCGCCCUGCAUGCCGCUGCUCCCGGUGCUUUUGUUGGUGUUCGCCGUUUGUCCAAACAGCUGCACCCGCAGCAGCAACAGCAGCAUACAGCGGAUUCUGAGCCAAGCACAGCCAUGAGGAAAAGUUCCAUAGCAGCAGCACUAGCAGCAAAUUCAGAGGCUCCUGAAGGCAUCAUGCAUACGGAAGGAGGCUGCAGCAACAGCACAAGCCGGGAGAACAGCAGCGACAGCAGCCAGAGCCACCGCAGUUUCAGGACACGUGCUGCUGCUGCUGCAGUUGCUGCUGGCGACAGGCGAAGAAGGACGGGAGGGUUUCGGCAGCAGUGGAAGCUCCCCCUUCAGCAUGCAGCACCAAAUACAGCAGAAGCAACAUCAGCAAGAAAUACAGAAGCAGCAGCAAAAGCAGCCAAAACAACAUUAGCAGCAGGAGCAGCAGCAGCACGCCCCAAGGAGCAGCAUACGGCAAAGCAUCGCCUGCGGAGCAGCACUUCUGCCCCUAUUGCAAUUCCCCUAGAGGGAAGCUUUCCUGCUGAUGCUUCUGCUGCAGCACAUCACCGCAGAGACAGCACCAAGCGUGACUCGAGAGCAGGAUGCACAAAAGCAGCAACAGGCGUACCCGUACAGCAGCAGCAGGAACAGCGGCUGCUGCUGCUUCCUCAGCCCGAUGCUGAGCCAUUCUGUAAUAUUUGGCCGUCUGCUGCUCAUGGAAAGGGGUCCGGCAGGUUGGCAGCAGCAGCAGGGGCACGGGAUAACCUUGCUGCUGAGGACGGGCCGUGCGCCGACAGCAGAAGCACCAGCAGGCGUGAAGCCCUUGGCAGCACCAGAAGCAGCAGCUACAGCAGUAUCAACCGCAGAGCAAGUGGCCAUAACCUGAAACCUCCUGCCCGAAGGGCAAACAGCAACGACAGCAGCAGCAGCAACAACAACGGCAACCGCGAAACCAACAUCAGCAGCAGCAAAAGCGAGUUGAGUACCAUAUUACGGAGAACCCACAGCAUCAGCAGCAACUGUAGAAGCAGCAGCAGCAUUAACACUAACACCAGCAGCUACUGCAGUAGCAGCAACAAGCUGAAUGCGCGGUCUUUGUUGGCUCGGCCGCCUAUUGACAGGCACAAGGGGCCUCAUUUCUUGGGAAGGGCCCCUGUUUUGGGGUCCCCCCCCAAAGCUCGUUUUGGUACCCAAUGUUGUUCAGCGUUAUUUCAGCGGCUCCACAGAACAGUCGCGAGCUCAGGUGAAGCCUAUAGGAGCGAUGAAUCUGCUGCUGCUGCUGCUGGCAGGGGAGAGGCAUCUGCUGCUGCAGUUCUUCCUGCUGCCGGUCCAGCUCCUGCUGGUGUUGCUGCUGUUCACAAGAGGAGAUGCGGCAAUCUAGCAGGUCUUUGUUUACAACAGCCGAGGCCGUCUCCUGCCUCCUGUCGGGUGGAGGAGGAGCAGCAGCAACGGCAGCAACAGAAGCAGCAGCGCCAGCCCGAGCUUAGCAUCCUGCAGAAGCGGAGAUUGCAAACGUGGCUGCAGGAACACCGGCAGCAGCAGCUGUUGCAGCACGACGGAGCGCAGCAGCAACUCUGGAGGUGUGAAGGUGACUGCAGGGAUAGUAGCAGUAGCAGCAGCAGCAGCAGCAAAGGCGGCAAACGGCGCCGGAGGAGGCAGCAGGUGCGCAUACGGCUUCUUGCGGAUCCCUGCACAGGGAGCAGCAGCAGCAACAAAGAGCAGCAGCAGUGGCAUUCCUGGCACCCCAGGUCUCAUACAAAAUUCCUUAGUGGCACACAGCUGCACCAGAAAAAGCAACGGCAAGAGGAGCAGCAGCAGCUCCUGCUUCACCAAGAACCUUCUGAGGCUUCGUUCUGUGAACGAAACAAAUUCUUUAACUUAACACGAGUUUCGAGCAUCACACAGAAGCAGCACCAGCUGCUCCUGCUGCAGCAGCAGCUGGAGGAGGAGGAGAAGCAGCGCCAGCAGCAAACUGCCUGGAGAGGGACCCAGGAUGGCACUGGUGCUGCAGUCGGUGCUUUCGAGGCUGCUACUGCUGCUGAUAUUUGCAACUCGGGAGGUGUAGCAGCAGCAGCAGCAGGAGCAGCAGAUGAGGCAGAGCUAACAACAACAGGAAGAGCAACAGGAACAGCAGCAUCAACACAUAGUGCAGCAGUUCUAUUUCCUGCAGCUGCAUCUCGCGAUUUCGCUUCGGCUACUGCCUAUCGAAAGCUCCAGCAGAAGCAGCAACAGCACCCGCAAGAGCAGCAGCAACGGCAGCAUCUGCGGUUGCGGCGGUCGCAAGAUAGGCGGUCGCUGCUCAUGCACCAGCAGCCAGAGGAGCAGGAUCAGGUUCAGCAGCAGCAUUUGCCGGGUUCUUUUGCCUUAAGGCAGCAGCUGAGGCUCCUAAAAUCCUAUCAAGGAGCUCUCUCUCGCUUGCCGCUAAGUCGUCGCAGACGCCGUUCAACCACCACCAGCAGUAGUAGUAGUAGUAGUAGUAGCAGUAGUAGUAGUAGUAGUAGUAGUAGUAGUAGUAGUAGUAGUAUCACCAGCAGUAACACCACCACCUGCAGCAAUGAGAAGUGCUCAAGCCGCAGGAGUCACCGCAGGUGCAGAAGCAGCAGAAGACAGGAUGUGAAACGGCAGCAAACCCAAAACUUUAGGGGUCACUUAGCAGGAGGAGGGCUCAUCGGUGCUGCCAGCAGCACCAACAAAAGCAGCAGCAGCAACAGCUUUUUCGUUUGCCGCGAGGCAGUGAAGGGUUUAUGUGAAGAAAUUAUGAGGGAAGUCCUGCCUGGGCUGCUGCAGCACGCUGCAAGUGCUGCUGCUAGUGCUGCUGCUGCUGCUGUUGCUGCUGUCACCUCGACGCGCACACAGGGGAUAGGCGCAGGAACCCAGCCUGCAGCACCAAAUGCUGCAGCUGGUGGUGCAGCAGGUGCAGCAGUUGGUCCUGCAGUUGCUGCGGCACCAGCUGCAGCAGUUGGUGCAGCGGCAGCAGCAGCUGCUGCUGCCGCUGCAGCUGCAACGGCACCGAUGCAGCAGGAUGUGCCUGGUCUUGCCACUAUACACCUUGGAGCGCCAAGGGAUAGUAGUGCUAUGGUUAAUGAGCUGCAGCAGCAGCAGCAGCACUUGGAGCAGCAGCAGACACAGCGGCACUACAUGCAGCAUAAACAUAAGCAACUGCAAAAAAAGGGGCGGCAGCACUUGGAAGUGCAACAACAAAAGCCGCAGCACAUGAAACUGCAGCAACAGCAGCAGCACUUGGGACAAGAGCAGAGGCAGAAUCACGAGCAUCACGAGCAGGAGGAGAAGGAUGAGGAUCUGUUGAUGGGGCAGCAGCUGCAGCACAGGGAGUUGUCGCUGGAUAUGCAGGAGCAAUCAGGCGCCUGCGUGAGGCCGCUGUCUCCCUUUGUGAUGUUGUCCGAAGACAGUUCACCGAGGCAACAGCAGCAGCAACAACAACAGCAGCAGUUGCUGCAACAGCAAUGGCAACAGAGACAUCAUCUGGAGCAAGAAGAACACCAGCGACUGCUGCAACAGCAGCAGCCGUGCAGGCAGCACGGAAGGCAGCAGCGGUUUCCCGGUGUGAACCACCAGCGAGACCUGCAGCAGCAGCAAGUGGAACAGGAACGUCAGCAGCAGCAGCUGGAGCAAGAACACCAACAGCAGCAACUGAGUGUUUACGAGGUUAAGAGCGAAGAUGAAGCGGCAGGCCCUAGUGCUGGACUCUCCCCGACACGAUCGAAUUACAGCCAUGCUGCAGCACCAGCACCAACAGAAACAACAUCAACAGCAGCGGCAGGAACAGCAACAGCCGGAACAAUAGAAGCAGCAACAGAGGACUGCGUUUUAUGCAUUCGCAGCAGCAAUAGCAACAUCAUGGCAAUUGAAACUAAGAGUGACAUAGAAACAACAGGGGAGAUCUUAUUAGGCCCAUCCGUUGGGGAUGUAUGGGGGAACAACAGCUCCCCAGCAGCAGCAGCAGGGCCAACAGAAGCUGUUGCUGCUGCUUCUACUACUGAUUGUGCUGCUGCUGCUCCCCACGAGUCUUCGGAUGAGUGCAUGCAGCAGACCCUACCAUGCUGGAAGGAGGAGAAGGAGGAGGAGGAACACGAGCAGCAGCAGGCUGGAGCAGAGCCAGACUGUGUUGCAGCGUACGCCAAGCUCCUCCAAGAAGUGCCAGGGCCUCCAAACCAACUGGGGGGUCCCCUCUUAAAAGCAGAGCCAAGAGGAGGAGCAGAAUAUCCCCCAUGCAUGAAGCCCGUUCGACUGCGCACAAGAGCUCAGGGCCCCCCCAAAACCACAGCGUGUCUGGGGGCCCCACAAAGCCGGCCCCUUUUAAGGCCUAGACGCGUCUCCAGCUGCCUCAACCGCAGCAGCAGCAGCAGUAGCACUAGCAGCAGCAGCACCGCAUGCAGAGACCCUUCCAGACCUUUUCGUCUCUCCUAUAACCAGCGGAGAGAUAGAAGGGCCCUCAUCGAUCCGCUUGCAGACGCAGAGGCAGUAGAGGGCUCCCAGGGUCCCUCAGAGUCCCAUAUGGGGCCUCCGCAAGGGGAUAUAGGGGUCCGCUGCAGCAGGAAGGGGGCCCUCGAAGCCUCCAGGGCCCUCCCCGCCCAGGCAGCUGCCUCCGCGCCUCCUGAUGAGGCAGCAGCCACCAGGGGGCCCCCUGUGGGGGCCCCCAGGGGCCCUCUAGCUAGGCGCGUUGGUCAGCCUGGCAUAGAAGACAAGCUCGAUAGCAGGGGGGGCCCAUGCCGGGGGCUGUCACGGAAGGGGCCUCAAAAUAGAGGGGGGCCCCCAAGUAAGGGUUUGCUGUGCAGCACGGGACCCCCUGAGGGUUUGACCGAUGAAGUAGAAGGUGGAGGAGAGGCGAAGGAAAAGAAGAAAACAGCGAUGGCAGCAAAACUGCAGCUGCAGCUGCAGCAACUGCCGCCGCAGCAGCACGAACUGCCGCCGCAGCAGCAGCAGGAUGUUGUGUGUUUGAAUGCAGGUGUCUCGAUGUUUACGUGGGGUGUCUGGCGAGCGGCAUUUAAAGAAAGUGUUGGAGAAGUUUUCGUAUGA